GGAAAAAGAAAAAAUGACAAGCAGGACGCUCUUAUCAGUUGGCAGCCUCAUAAAGCUUCUCCCAACAGGCACAUUCUUCGUCUUCCAAUUCCUCAACCCUGCUUUAACCAACAAUGGUAAAUGCAACGGCAACAACAAGUCCCUCUGCGCCAUUCUCCUUGGCCUCUGUGGCAUCAGCUGCUUCUUUUCUUCCUUCACAGACAGUUACACAGGCAAUGACGGGAAUAGGCACUAUGGCUUGGUAACCCCAUAUGGAAUCUUUCCUUCACCGGCUUCCGACAACAUUGACCUGUCAAGGUACAAACUCAAGUUCGGAGACGUGGUGCAUGCUUUCUUCUCAGUUAUAGUGUUCGCAGUGUUGGGGUUGUUGGACACCAAUACUGUGAAUUGCUUCUACCCUGGUUUUCAUUCAUCUCAUCGUAUGCUUCAACUGCUUCCCAUAGCUAUUGGGUUAGUGGCCGGUGGGUUGUUCACGAUCUUUCCCAAUGAUCGCCAUGGAUAUGGAUACCCUUUGACCCCGGAUUUCAACGACAACGCUCCUCCCAAUAAUCCGGUGGCAAUGCCUAAUCCCUAAAACUUGUUGCUGUGAAAAUGUAUGCAAACUCUGCAUGUACUUGCAUGAAAUGUUCUUGCACUAUAUUUUGUGUGUAUCAAAUA
Vigna umbellata (rice bean) is the source of this 657-nucleotide messenger RNA. The record is from RefSeq and is a predicted model, not a curated record. NCBI's taxonomy places the organism in Eukaryota, Viridiplantae, Streptophyta, Magnoliopsida, Fabales, Fabaceae.